CCCUACCAGAUGCGCACGACAGCCACAAUGUUCAAUCUAACCAAUGAUACCUUAAACAUUACACACGAUGAAAGGAAAUUGUAUUUGUCAGUGUUACAGCAAGAGUCAACCAUUGCCUUUAUUCCAACGUUUGUGUAUUUAGGACUCUUGGCCGUGGUUGGUAUUCCAGGCAAUAGUUUGGUCCUCAUUAUUUAUCUGACCAAGAUGACAAUGAAACCUUUAAGUAUUUUUAUUCUUAGCAUGGCUGCCAUUGACCUUAUUACCUGCUUAUUGAUUUUACCAGGCGAAACAUAUCGCCUGCUUCAUAUAUGGGAUUUUACUGAGCCUAUCGCGUGCCAGAUUUACAUGGCCUUAUGUGCCCGAUUCGUGAUAUCAUCUGGCCUCAUGUUGGUUGCUAUAGCAAUUAUCAGGUACAUGAAGAUAUGCCAUUCUCUUAAAAAGCAAGUGACCUUAACCCAAACUAAAUGUAUCUGCUCUUUCAAUAUCUUCAUUGCGUUAGUGUUCUCAGUACCCCACGGAAUUCUGCAAGGAAAACACAGCAGAAAGACACAAAAUCCAAACAUUGUCGGUUAUUAUUGUCAAGUGGACGACAGCUUCGUUCCAACCAUAUGGCCGAAAUUAAACUCGGCUUCUUUAUUUCUUUUGUUUUUCGUAACAAGUUCCAUAAUUGCAUUUUGCUAUGUACGUAUCGGGUGCGCCAUUCGAGACCAUGGAAAGAAUGUCCAUCAAAGGAACUCUUUACAAGCUACAGCCCAAGUUUCUAAAGGUGUAGCAGUGCUACAUACAGAAGUGAAAGCUACACACUUGACAGAUACAACAAACAAAGAAAGUUCCUUAUCAUAUGGGGUUGACGAUACAUCCGAAAGUGUGGAUGCAACUGUAAUUAUUUCAGACCUAGGUGACAUUAAUACCGCAACAAUACCUAACAAUAGCAUACGUACAAUUGUCGAAAAUUACAAUGUCAACAAAUCUACAUCCUCUGAAAACACUUGUAGCGACAACUAUUCCAGAAAUAAAAUAGCCCUAGAUGGAAUCAUUACAAAACAGAGAUUAGACACUUUUAAAAAGAGCUAUGGAAAACAAGGUGGUGCCAUCAAGAAACAACGAAAGCUGUUAAACAGAACACAUCUCAUGAUGUUGACAGUGACACUUGUCUUUUUUCUGGGUUUUCUCCCCUACCUUGGUUUAAAUGUGCUUCUUGUUGUAUCCCCAGAGACAGUGGCCUCACUCAAAGGAUGGUCCUUGGUCAUGUAUCAGUUUUUUUUAGAUUCCUGUUUUGUAAACUGUGCUGCUAAUCCAGUCAUCUACAGUCUGCUAGUUCAAAAGUUUAAAAAUAUUUGCAUUAACAUGUUUAAAAACAAGCAUUAAGUAUACACAGUCAUGCACAAAAUAGUUUUUAAAAAAUGUAAUCAAAGAUCUUUUAGGCACAUACCUCUCACUUGUGCACAGGUCAAGAAAUCACUGAAAGUAUCAAAUGUAUUUACAUGAAAUUUCAUAGACACGACUCAUUUCUCCUCUCAGGCGCUCAGUAAGACCCGGUUUUGACUGGGAUAUUCUUUACGAACUCGGCUAUUCGCGAAAAAGCGCAAUUUGUUUUAUUUAACCUUUGUGUUUUAUUUUCGCUAUUUCCCCCCCAAAAUGCCAUAGUGUUAAAAUAAAAAAACGAAUCAAGAUUUUUGUAUUUUUAAUCCUAUUUUUGUUCUUUAUCCCUAAGUCAUUUCCACCACUAGCAUCCAACAGACUGAUAUAUCCGUAACAAAACUUUUAUUUAAUUCCUACGUUCGUGGACACUAAGACCUAAAUAAAUUUCUGGGUAGAUGGGCUCAAAACUCAAAUACAUAGGUUGGCAAGGAUCUCGAAAUCGUGUCUAACGAUUUUCCUGUAUAUAUAUAUAUAUAUAUAUAUAUAUAUAUAUAUAUAUAUAUAUAUAUAUAUAUAUAGAGAGAGAGAGAGAGAGAGAGAUA
Messenger RNA from Biomphalaria glabrata, 1964 nucleotides. RefSeq lists its product as uncharacterized. Gene Ontology annotation, cellular component: membrane. Gene Ontology annotation, biological process: G protein-coupled receptor signaling pathway. NCBI's taxonomy places the organism in Eukaryota, Metazoa, Mollusca, Gastropoda, Planorbidae. The transcript has 3 exons. The record is from RefSeq and is a predicted model, not a curated record. Bases 10 to 1368 code for a protein of 452 amino acids. Gene Ontology annotation, molecular function: G protein-coupled receptor activity.